UCUAACCGAUUUAUAUGAAAUUCAUUUUUCUUUUUACAAAAUUACAUUUGUAUCAAAGAGUAAAAUGGAACGUAUAACAUGUUAGUGACACACAGAGAAAAGUUGAAAAAUCUGUCAAAUUCGCAUCAAACACUGUUGGGCGUAACAAUAUCAAUUAUUUCAUGAGAUUUAAAUAUUAAAAUUUCUUUAAAAAUUUGUGAAAAUGAAUACGUUAGAUAAGCAGUUGGCCGAUCUACGGAUAUAUGCAAACGAAUUAGACGCAAAGCUACAAGAUGACAUAAAUGCAGCUAAAAAGAAGCCCUCAAUUCCCCCAAAGAAGAAUAAGGCGCCGCUGCCGCAAAUACCGCAGAGUUACACUGUAAAGUCUGCCUGCGAGCCCUCAUACUCCUCACGACUUGAGUAUGGAAGUCGGACGAGUUCCACAUAUUCAAAUUUGGUGCCAGUGAAAAGUUGUAUAGUUCGUAACACAGCGAGAGCUCGUAGCGGCGAUGUCCUGCUCUACAGUAACCUGCUGCCUCCGGGUGGGACCAACCAUGUGUACUCCAAUAUAAUGAUGCAGCGUAAUGCUUACGGAGGAGACAGUAUUUACGACAGAGGAUCUGAUGUCUCUAGAAUUACUGACUUAGGAGCACAAUCGAACUACAGCGAGUUGAGACGGCCUGGCUCUGCGUACCCGCCGUCGUCCGCCUCCGUAAAUGCGCAGGACUUUUCGACGUAUGGUGGAUCGCAGACCUCUUCCACCUAUGAGUCAUUGUAUGAGCCUAUCAACCCUAGACCAUGUAGCCAACUGUCUGGGACAUCAUUGUAUGGUGGUUAUGUUGGUACUGCUGAGCCAACUCCCGAGCCAGAGGAUGAGCUGUACUGCGGCAACUGCUACAAGUGUGGAGAGAAGAUCAUGGGCGAGACCACAGGGUGCACUGCCAUGGAGAGGAUCUAUCACAUCAAGUGUUUCUGCUGUCAGCAGUGCGGAAUAAACCUACAGGGCCGACCGUUCUACGCAGUGCAAGGACGCGCCCUAUGCGAGCGUGACUACUUGGAGACUCUGGAGAAGUGUUGUGUAUGUGGUGACCCGAUACUGGAUCGCAUCCUGCGCGCCACCGGGAAGCCCUACCACCCGCGCUGCUUCACCUGCGUCGUCUGCCAGAAGAGUCUCGACGGCAUACCAUUUACUGUAGAUGCUGUCAAUCGCAUACAUUGUAUUGAGGACUUUCAUAAAAGAUACGCACCACGCUGCGCACGAUGUCGUGAGCCAAUCGUACCUGAGGGCGGCGCCGAAGAAACUGUCCGGAUCGUCGCCCUGGACAAGAGUUUCCACGUGGCGUGCUAUUCCUGCGAGGACUGCGCGGCGUCACUCUGCUCGCGGCAGGAAGGUCGCGGCUGCUACCCGCUGGACGACCAUUUAUAUUGCAAGGAGUGCAACGCCAGACGCAUUCAAGACUUGUCCAGAAAUAUUAACUAAAUGGCAUUAUUUAGGGAGCAGCAAUAAGGCAGGCCGGCAUAAUUGAACCGACCAAUGAGGAAUGUUAAUCUCUUGCUGGUCGAUAUUUUCAUUGAGGUUUACUUCACCAACAGGUGCAUUGAAGCUACUUUGCCAUCAGAGUUAUGAAAAAAAAUGUUGCUCCAUGUAAUCGUUAUCGAAUUGUCGGCCGUAUUUGGGUUAUCAAAGCAAUAUUUCCUCUAAGUAUUGAUAUUUGUUCAUCUGUGAGUUUCCCCAGCGAUAUGACUAAUAGUCUGAUUUUUUAUAAAUACAUUGUUGUUUUAUAGACCUUUAAUGAGGCUGGUGCGAUGUGAAUGGUUUUAUUUUGUUAGGUGCAAACAAUAGCUAUUAUUUUUAUUGUAUUAAAAUUUUCUUAAUAAUGGCAUCUAAAUGCGUUUCAUGAAUAAAAUGUAAUAUGGUCUGAAAAUUUUAAAUCUCAGGAAGAUUAUAAUUUGCGUCCUUGUAGUUAAACUUGUAGGAAAUUUUCAUGUUUAAUAUUUAGAAAAUGUAGAAUGUAGGGAUUAGGGCUUCAAUUGUUGGUUUGCUAAAAACUGUUGUUAGUCAAAUGAGAUUCGAAAGUAUUUUAUUCUAGAUAAUGUGACGUAGUUUUGAUGUAACAUUCCUGUAGCAUUUAUGUUAUUGUAAGGCUGUGUAGCAGUAACCAUUCAACAAUAUUUACAGUAUUAAUUUUUAGAAUAUUUUAAUGUGAUCACUUGAUAUGUAAGUUUUAUAUAUUCUUUUUUAAGGCAAUCUAUUUGUAUUAUAAGGACAGACUGCAUUUACUCUUUUUUAUUUUUAUAUUAUGGGCUAAUGAUUUAAGUAAACACAGAAUUAAAGUAUAGGACUUGAUUAGUUUUCCAAUAAUCAUCUUCAUGAAAUACGCAAAAAAAAACUCGAAAGUAUAACUUGUUCUUGGUUUGCAUUUUGAUAACUAUAUGUAUGUAGCCACAAACAUAGCCAAACAAAUUCAAAAUUUCAAAUCGCAUUUAUAAUUUGUGUGAUUUGAUGUGCGUAUUAACAAUCGUUUUUCUUCAAAAAAUAAGCUACAAAGGUUUUGUUUUGAAUAUUUAUUUGGAUUGGUGCAUAAUUUUAAUCUUUUGAACAAUAGUACCUACCUACCGUUAUAUUUUAAGAUUAGUUAAGUACAUUCUCAGUACCAUUUUAUUGUUGAGAUUACAAGCUUCUUCACACAACAGUGCCAUGUAUUUUGUAUGAUUCCAUUAGGUUGUGUCUGAAUUGUAUGUUGAUCUUAAAGUUUACAAUGUUACUAGCUAAUAAGGUAUCUCUAUGUACUUACUGUGAGUCAAAGAAUAAAUUGAUGUUAUGGACAA
This is a messenger RNA of Manduca sexta (tobacco hornworm), 2808 nucleotides long. Its product is annotated as lipoma-preferred partner homolog. Gene Ontology annotation, cellular component: focal adhesion; stress fiber. The coding region runs from base 203 to 1459 and encodes 418 amino acids. The record is from RefSeq and is a predicted model, not a curated record. The transcript is spliced from 3 exons. Gene Ontology annotation, biological process: cell-cell adhesion. NCBI's taxonomy places the organism in Eukaryota, Metazoa, Arthropoda, Insecta, Lepidoptera, Sphingidae.